AUGCAGCGCGCAAAGGACCGCUCCCGGCAGCUCCGCGGCUGGCGCAGCCCCCAGCCGCAGCGGCCCCGGUCCCGCUCGAGGCAGAAGCAGCCCGCGCCCGCCCGGCGCUCGCCCAGCCGCCGCCGGAGCCCGCCGGCCGCCAAGCGGGGCUCACCCAGGCGGCGCUCGCGCUCGCGCGCAGAGCGGGCCGCCCGGGCGCGCUCGCGCUCGAGGCGGAGAUCGCCGCAGAAGCGCGCCUCGCCGAAGCGCGCCAAGCAGCGGUCGCCAUCAAGGCGCCGCAGCGCCGACAGGAAGAAG
Prorocentrum cordatum is the source of this 297-nucleotide messenger RNA. The record is from the annotation of a GenBank genome assembly. NCBI's taxonomy places the organism in Eukaryota, Dinophyceae, Prorocentrales, Prorocentraceae.